This is a messenger RNA of Molossus molossus (Pallas's mastiff bat), 2480 nucleotides long. RefSeq names its product potassium voltage-gated channel subfamily A member 3 (gene KCNA3). Gene Ontology annotation, cellular component: voltage-gated potassium channel complex; axon; membrane. Gene Ontology annotation, biological process: potassium ion transmembrane transport; protein homooligomerization. Gene Ontology annotation, molecular function: delayed rectifier potassium channel activity; protein binding. The record is from RefSeq and is a predicted model, not a curated record. NCBI's taxonomy places the organism in Eukaryota, Metazoa, Chordata, Mammalia, Chiroptera, Molossidae. The transcript has a single exon. The coding region runs from base 142 to 1869 and encodes 575 amino acids.
GGCCGCGCCACAGCCAGACCGAGCCCGGCGGCGGCAGCGGCAGCAACAGGCGGCGGGCUGGGCUCGGGGCGGAGGCGGCGCGGGAGCGGGCAGCGUGCGGAGGAGCGCCGCGGCCCCGCGCUGCCCCGGGGUUCCCGCCGCAUGGAAGAGCAUCUCAGCCUGCUGAGCUCGCCGCCGCCGCCCUCCGCCCGCCACCGCGCCCACCCGCCCCAGCGCCCCGCCAGCGGCGGCGCCCGCACCCUGGUGAACCCGGGCUACGCCGAGUCGGCCGCGGGCCCCGAGCUGCCGCCCGACAUGACCGUGGUGCCCGGAGACCACCUGCUGGAGCCGGAGGCGGCCGACGGCGGCGGGGACCCGCCUGAGGGCGGCUGUGGCGGCGGCGGCGGCGGCGGCUGUGACCGCUACGAGCCGCUGCCGCCCGCGCUGCCCGCCGCCGGCGACCAGGACUGCUGCGGGGAGCGCGUGGUGAUCAACAUCUCGGGGCUGCGCUUCGAGACGCAGCUCAAGACCCUCUGCCAGUUCCCGGAGACGCUGCUGGGGGACCCCAAGCGGCGCAUGCGGUACUUCGACCCGCUCCGCAACGAGUACUUCUUCGACCGCAACCGGCCCAGCUUCGACGCCAUCCUCUACUACUACCAGUCCGGGGGCCGCAUCCGCCGGCCGGUCAACGUGCCCAUCGACAUCUUCUCCGAGGAGAUCCGCUUCUAUCAGCUGGGCGAGGAGGCCAUGGAGAAGUUCCGCGAGGACGAGGGCUUCCUGCGGGAGGAGGAGCGGCCGCUGCCCCGCCGCGACUUCCAGCGCCAGGUGUGGCUGCUCUUCGAGUACCCCGAGAGCUCCGGGCCCGCCCGGGGCAUCGCCAUCGUGUCCGUGCUCGUCAUCCUCAUCUCCAUCGUCAUCUUCUGCCUGGAGACGCUGCCCGAGUUCCGCGACGAGAAGGGCUACUUCGCCUCGCCGUCGCUGGUGGAGGCGGCCAGCAACGGCACGUCGGGGGCCCCUGCCGGAGCCUCCAGCUUCUCCGAUCCCUUCUUCGUGGUGGAGACGCUGUGCAUCAUCUGGUUCUCCUUUGAGCUGCUGGUGCGCUUCUUCGCUUGCCCCAGCAAAGCCACCUUCUCGCGAAAUAUCAUGAACCUGAUAGACAUUGUGGCCAUCAUCCCUUAUUUCAUCACUCUGGGCACGGAGCUGGCUGAGCGCCAGGGCAAUGGACAGCAAGCCAUGUCCCUGGCCAUCCUGAGGGUCAUCCGGCUGGUGCGGGUCUUCCGAAUCUUCAAGCUCUCCCGCCACUCCAAGGGGCUGCAGAUCCUGGGACAGACGCUGAAGGCUUCCAUGCGGGAGCUGGGGCUGCUCAUCUUCUUCCUCUUUAUCGGGGUCAUCCUCUUCUCCAGCGCCGUCUACUUUGCCGAGGCAGACGACCCCACUUCGAGGUUUAGCAGUAUCCCUGAUGCCUUCUGGUGGGCCGUGGUAACCAUGACAACAGUAGGCUACGGGGAUAUGCACCCAGUGACCAUAGGGGGCAAGAUUGUGGGGUCGCUCUGUGCCAUCGCUGGUGUCUUGACCAUUGCUUUGCCAGUCCCUGUGAUUGUCUCCAAUUUCAAUUACUUCUACCACCGGGAGACAGAAGGGGAAGAGCAAGCCCAGUACAUGCACGUGGGGAGCUGCCAGCAUCUCUCCCCUUCAGCCGAGGAGCUCCGAAAAACAAGGAGUAACUCGACUCUGAGUAAGUCGGAGUAUAUGGUGAUCGAAGAGGGGGGUAUGAACCAUAGCGCCUUCCCCCAGACCCCCUUCAAAACAGGCAAUUCCACUGCCACUUGCACCACGAACAAUAACCCCAACUCCUGUGUCAACAUCAAAAAGAUAUUUACCGAUGUUUAAUAUAUGGUACAAGUGACACGCUGUGCUCAGUAUUGUGUGGAUCGUGCCCCCCGGUCUGUGUAUGCCCUUGUUUUAUACAUUCCAGACCACCCAUCAAGGAAAGGACAUGAAGAAGUGGAAAGUACACUUCAUUCUCGCUCCCCUACUGCUUCACACUGAAACAGGUGUCUGUUUGCAAGACGGCUGCAUUCUCUCAGCUCUCCUCCCCCCCCCCUUCCUCUCUCUCAAUAUUGCAAACAGCAGACUUUAGACUUGAUUUCUAGUACACGCCCUAUGAAAAAAAAAAAAAACAACCUGUACAUCCUGGGAGGAAAUGAAACUAAAGAACAGUUAGGGUAACUGUUUAACCUCAGAAUUAAAAGACAGCUGUUUCUUUACUAAGUAAAGCAGGCACAUACUUAAAGGAUGUUUCAGUUUGAUGGACCUUUCAACAUUAUUGAAUAUUUAGUUCAAUUGCCAACACUGUGGAUAUAUGGAUGGAAAGUCCAUUCAAAGAGACUUGUAAACCGAACAUAAGUUUAUUUGGUUUUUGACUGGAACUUCUAUUCUGUUCAGAGCCCCCUCCCCAGAAUUCUAAGGAUCUCUACCACUUUGAACAAAGAGAAAUGCCC